UUCAUUUUCGCUUGCAGUUUGCUUUGAGUUUGGUGAAGAAGCUAAUUGAGUCUCUUUUAGAAAUUAACUAUUCAUUAUAUAUAUUUUAAGUAAAAGGUGUGGCUGUACGAGUACAUUUUGUAACAAUGACGUCGCUGGAAGUGUCUCCUGUCUCCAAAAAGAAGGUUGAUGAUUUCUGCAAACAACUCAACAAAGAGGCAGAAACCCUGGUGAGCAGCUACUUCCCCCAAAAGAUUAGUGAAAUGGAUGCCUUUUUGAAGGAAGAGGUCCUCAAUGUGGGAGAUCUGAGCAGCCUGAAAGCAGAACUGGAUAUUCCAAUACCUGACCCAGCCAAAGAAGAGUUGAAGAAAAAGAAGAAGGAGGAGAAAGAAGGAAAGGAAGACAAGAAAAAAGACAAAGAUGAUGAAGAUAAAGGCCCACCCUGUGGACCUGUUCCAUGCAACAAACAUAUUGAGGCUCUUCUAAAACGCUUAAAGCCAGAAAUUCAGACAGUUAAAGAGAAGCUAAAUGUGGUAUCCAUGUGGGUGCAGUUACAAAUUCCCAAAAUUGAGGAUGGGAACAACUUUGGUGUAGCAGUGCAGGAAAAGGUCUUUGAGCUGAUGACAAACACUCGCACUAAGCUCGAGGGAUUUCAGACACAGAUCUCCAAAUACUUUUCAGACCGUGGCGAUGCUGUGGCAAAAGCUGCUAAACAGCCACAUGUGGGAGAUUAUCGGCAGCUUGUGCAUGAACUGGAUCAAAUUCAGUACACUGAGGUGCGAUUAAUGGUUCUGGAGAUUCGCAAUAUUUAUGCAAUCCUGCACGAUAUUGUCUAUAAGAAUUUUGACAAGAUUAAGAAACCACGUGGCGACUCCAAAGCCCUCAUCUACUGAGUUAGUAACCAAACUAUUACACAGACCACUGGAUCAAUGCAAGACAAAUUACUAAAACCACAGUUUUAUGCUUCUUAAGUUACAUUUCAAUAAAACAAAAUUUAUUUACUAUCAUGA
This is a messenger RNA of Polypterus senegalus (gray bichir), 989 nucleotides long. It is a transcript of the gene psme1, whose product is annotated as proteasome activator subunit 1. Gene Ontology annotation, biological process: regulation of G1/S transition of mitotic cell cycle; positive regulation of endopeptidase activity; regulation of proteasomal protein catabolic process. The record is from RefSeq and is a predicted model, not a curated record. Gene Ontology annotation, molecular function: endopeptidase activator activity. Lineage: Eukaryota; Metazoa; Chordata; Cladistia; Polypteriformes; Polypteridae. Bases 126 to 872 code for a protein of 248 amino acids. The transcript has 11 exons. Gene Ontology annotation, cellular component: proteasome activator complex; nucleoplasm; cytoplasm.